Scomber scombrus (Atlantic mackerel) is the source of this 6077-nucleotide messenger RNA. It is a transcript of the gene slc29a4a, whose product is annotated as solute carrier family 29 member 4a. NCBI's taxonomy places the organism in Eukaryota, Metazoa, Chordata, Actinopteri, Scombriformes, Scombridae. Bases 1037 to 2686 code for a protein of 549 amino acids. The transcript has 11 exons. Gene Ontology annotation, biological process: nucleoside transmembrane transport. Gene Ontology annotation, cellular component: plasma membrane. Gene Ontology annotation, molecular function: monoamine transmembrane transporter activity; nucleoside transmembrane transporter activity. The record is from RefSeq and is a predicted model, not a curated record.
GAGAGAGAGAGAGAGAGAGAGAGAGAGAGAGAGAGAGAGAGAGACAGAGUCUGUGUGCUUGUGUAUAGAGAAACAACCAUUUUCCUUUUCUAUAUACUUUGGUCACUCGUGUAUUUCAUCAUGUCGGUAAAGCCAAAUUAAAUAAAAAAACAAAUGACAAAAAAUUGAAAAAGAGAAGCAAGAGAAAGUCUCAAAUGAAAAAACAUAUUAUAGAUUAUUCCUGCUGGUCCUCCUGGGAUUUCUAUACUCAAUUGUGGACUCAGAGAAUUUAAAGUGAUCUUAUCCCAUUUUUAUGUUAUUUAUAUGUCUUCUGUCGUCAUCAUUCUUAAAUAUACACAUUUGGUCUAUUGCUGAGGAUUCCUGUCUGUGGUGUAGCUGAUUACUUGUGAUUAUUUUUGUCUCUUUUUCCCAUGAAAUCAAAUGUUUUAGUCCCCGUUUAAUACAUGCAAAUAAUGUUCACUAAAUUAUUCAUCACUCUGAACAGGGGAAAAAAAGUUGUUCAACAUUUUCCAACAUACAUUUGGUGGGUUUCAUCUUCGAGUCUAACAGCGCUUUUGAAAAAAAGGGCUUAUUGCAAAAGCUGAACAGCCAGAGGCAGCACCCCCUCCCCUCCCCUCCCCUUUCCUCCACCUCCCCCUCUCUCCUCCACCUCCUCCGCCCCCCUCACUCUCCUCAUCCAUCCAUCCAUGCCUCCUUCUCUCCGCUGCUGGAUGGUGCGUUAGGAGGGCUUCCCUUCUGUCCGAUGGAGACGGACUUUGUGUAGGGACCAGGUCCGCCGAGGAUCCGCUUCUAUAAGAGCCGAGGGAGACGGAAGCAGAGGGGGAGACACGGAGAUCCUCCAUCCUCUGAAGGUCUCCUGCCUCUCUUCCUCACCCACUGCCUGAACAGGGUGUGUCUCGGGGAUUGUGUUAUAACAUGCACGCUCCCAAGAGUGCAUAGCCUGUCAGGAGGAGUGUUUAGUGUGUGUGUGUAUUGUGUGUGUGUAUUGUGCGUGUUUGUGUGAGAGUUUGUGUGCGUGUGUACGUGUAGUGCAGAGAUGGGCACGGUGGGAGCGGAGCGCCGCAGGCCCACACCGGCCCAGACGCCCGAGGAGAGAGAUGUGUGGAGGGAUGGAGGAAGAGCGGGAUGGAGGGAUGUGGGGAGAGAAGGCUGGAGAGAGGGAAGAGAGAGCGGAGUGGUGCAGAGCUACAGCUUCGAUUCGUACCAGCUGGAGGAGGAGGAGAUCAGUAAAGAUGCCCCGGAGCGAGGAGUGCUGGCUCUGUCCGAGCCUGACUUUGAGGAGCCGAUCCCUGACGACCGUUACCAUGGCAUCUACUUUGCAAUGCUAUUGGCUGGAGUUGGUUUCCUGCUACCCUACAACAGUUUCAUCACUGAUGUGGACUACCUGCACCACAAGUUUAAAGGGACAUCCAUUGUGUUUGACAUGAGUCUGACGUACAUCGUGGUGGCUCUGUUGGCCGUCAUCCUCAACAAUGUGCUGGUGGAGCGACUCAGCAUGCACACCAGAAUCACUGUGGGUUACAUCUUCGCACUGGGACCGCUGGUCUUUGUCAGCGUGUUUGAUGUGUGGCUGGCAAAGUUCACCACCAGGCAGGCUUACAUCAUCAACCUCGUGUCAGUGGGAGUGGUGGCCUUUGGAUGUACAGUGCAGCAGUCCAGUUUCUAUGGUUACAUGGGGAUGCUGCCCAAGAGGUACACACAGGGGGUGAUGACGGGGGAGAGUACAGCCGGGGUAAUCAUCUCCCUGACUCGCAUCUUCACCAAGCUGCUGAUAAAGGAUGAGAGGAGGAGCACGCUUAUCUUCUUCCUCAUCUCCAUCAGCAUGGAAAUGCUCUGCUUCCUGCUUCACCUCCUGGUCCGCCGCUCACGAUUCGUCCGCUACUACACCAACCACGCCCAGGGAAAAGGUCCAGCCAAAGGUCAUGACCCACGUGACAAUGGGACUGGAUAUCGGGUUCACCAUGAUGUCAUCACAGAGGACGUCAAAUUUGGAAAUGGUGGGACAGGACCGUGUACUACAGAGGAGGGCAAUGAGGACUUUGUCGGUGGGACAUAUGUGCGAUUUGAUGCGCCGAAAGCCAAGAUAAGGAGGAGCUGGCCUUGUGUCUGCGAUAUGAUCUUGCAUCGUUACGUGGUGUCCCGUGUGAUCUGGGCCUACAUGCUGUCAAUAGCAGUGACCUACAGCAUCACUCUGUGUCUGUUUCCUGGGCUGGAGUCAGAGAUACGAAACCCCACCUUAGGGGAGUGGCUCCCCAUCCUCAUCAUGGCCACCUUCAACCUGUCGGACUUUGUAGGAAAGAUCCUGGCAGCGUUGCCAUACGACUGGUCUGGAGGCCGCCUGCUCUUCUUCUCUUGCCUGAGGGUGAUCUUCAUCCCUCUGUUCAUCAUGUGUGUGUACCCAGCCAAUGCACCUACCCUGUACCAUCCUGCUUGGCCUUGUCUUUUCUCCCUCCUCAUGGGAGUCACCAAUGGCUAUUUCGGGUCUGUGCCGAUGAUACAGGCUGCCGGCAAAGUGCCACCAGAACAGAGGGAGCUAGCAGGGAACACAAUGACGGUCUCUUAUAUGACAGGCCUGAUGGUGGGCUCUUCUGUGGCUUACGCAGCUUACAGCUUCACUGCUCCAGGAUCAGGAACACGCUUCACCACACUCAAUAUACACACACCUGCUAAUGCUACAGGGUAUUGAAUGUCCACAUACAAUAAAAAACACACACACAUAAACAUUCAUACAUGUACAUACGUGCAGCCAUUUACACACACCAAUGGACAGGAUUCAAACAAGAGACGUUCCAGCUCCAGAGGAUGAGAAGACAUCUGUGAAGAACUUUAUAAAUGUUAAGGACAGAGACAGAUUCUCCUUUGUCCAAAUCAGGAUUUGAUUUGGUUUAGUGGAUAAAGAAAGCAAAGGAAACAAAAACAAACCCUGGGAUUUAGCGGUGGAGGAAAUGACGUGAAACAGUGAAAACAUAGCCGAUCUCACCACUCUCUUAUUCUCCAGCCUGGUGGUUCAUUGACCCUUCAAACGUUCUGGGUUCUGCGGUGAUUAACUUUUCCCUGGAGGUAAAGAACAGGAGUUGGGCAUCUGUCAGCGAGCGAACAGUAGCCCUUUAAGUGUCUCAUAGUGAAUUUAUUGUCAGCAUGUGUGUGUGUGUGUGUGUGUGUGUAUAUGCAAGCAGAUCAGCUGACAUUUGUACAGUGUAAGGCCAAGUGAUUUUUUUUUGCUGUCGCUGCAGGGUGCAAACGACCUGCCGUUUUCAAGGAGACUCAUGUCAUAUGUUACUAAUGUUACAUUUUAUGUGAUCUCGGAUCUGUUAAUAUUCAAAAUAGCGAUAUGACAUAGGAGCGGAUUUUUCGGGAUCAUGUCAGUUGUUUCCUCUUCAUGAUUUGUCUUCUGAAAAUAUGAUCGAAAUCUUUGAGUGAUGUGUUCAAUCCAUGAUGAUUUGAUUCAUGUAGUGUUAUGUAAAUCCUCUGACAGCACUAUUUGAAAACUGCAACAAAAAUAAUUUAAAAGGAGCCUUGUUGAAGUGAAAUGGAAGAUAGAGCUUCUUUAGCUUCAGUAAUGUGAUGUAUUUCAUGGCUUAGCAUAUACAACGCAAAAUAGAGCUGUAGCUUGUUAGCCUCCAUUCACACCUCGGUCAGCCAUGAUAUUAGAUUUUUUUAAAAGAGGAGGACGAUGACGACAGUUUUUGCUGGCGGACAUCCAAACACACACCUCUGACCCAUCAUUUUGCUGUGCUAGCUGCUAUAAUCCACAAGCUAAGUCACCCCAAAUCAUAUCUGAAUGGAAACAUUUUUGUUCCCAAGGCCAAACUUGAUUGACUCGAAGCAACACUGGAUCCAGAGCCAUUGAUAUCAAUAUACCUUACUUAUUUUUUGUUUAAAGCGGAUGAUAUACUGUCAUGAGUUUAAUGCAUCAUUAAUAAAACUCAGAAUCCAUUUUCAUUAAAAAAAAAACAUUAGGCAUUUCUUUUUAAUAUUUCAGUAAUUACUAUUAUCAUGUGUAUGUUUAAGCAGUUAUAAUCUAUAUUUUUUAUAAUAAGUAUAUCAAAUGACAAUAUGUAAUGACGAAGGCAUCCUGGAGCUUUAUAGCAAGUUUUAGCUCAUUGUUUCGCUGUCCAACUGCAACUUUACUGUUUUGGUUCACUCUUACAGCUCUCAUUGUAUAGUUUUCAAUCAAUUGUUUUCACAGAAAGAGCUCUAAAAACCCACUGUACACUACCUGCUCAACACCAGACACAGUUAGUGACCAACAGGAGUUGCUCCUUAACUCCAUAUACAAUAUACAGAUCUUGUAUGAUAACCUGAAAAGUCCUUUAUAUCUACAUAGAGAGCAGUUUUCCUGCCAUGUUGAACCGCCAUGUUUCUACAGUAGCCCAGAACAGUCAAAAGAGGGCCAUUGCUCCAACACACUUGGAAAGAGAGGAGUGUUCAGUUGGUUGCAUUCUAGAUGUCACUAAAUCCUAUACACUGGUCCUUUAAAAUAUAUUUCAUGUUGUGUUCACAACUUGUUUACAAAAAACAGAAAAGACACAAAAGAGAGUGUUCGUGUACAUAAUCUAACGUGAUCCUUUUUUUAUUUUGGUAUUGAUACUAUUGAUGCUAGUAUUGAUACCUUACCUUACGUGUCGAUUCACGCACCCCUGUUAAUGUUUUAGUGUUUUACAGGAAGAGAAUACAGAGGAAUUUAAUAUCACAAAACAAAAAAAACAUUUCUGAGAUCAAGAUAUAACUGAACAAUUAACACAAGGACACAGGAUUAGGAUUAAAGUGAAUUAAAGUACAAUUUUCCUUUGCUUAUAUUCACAAGUGAUCCGCAAUGUUAAAUAAGGAUAUACUAUUUCUUUGAGUUGUAAAGGUUGAGGUUAUUAUAAUUUCAGAAAUCCUUAAUUUUAGAGUCUAAAUCUUUCUAGUUUGUCCAUUUAGCUUGUUAGUUUGAUUAGACCUAAAAAAAAGAUUCAGUUGUUGUCCAAUGAGGGUCUGGUAUUUAUUUUCCACAAUGAAGAAUAUUUUCUUAUUAUCCUUAUAUAGUAUAUAUAUAUAAAAAAUGUUUCUGCAUUAUUGCUGGCAGCUUCUGCUCCCUGUCCUAUUUAUUUACAGUAAAUGUUAAAUUCUAUUUUGUCUGUUCAGUGAGUUUCACGUCACUUCUUGCACCCUCUGAUGGCUGAAAAGAGAACAAAAUGUUUGCAUGAAUUUACCAGAUGAGGUAUGGUGAUGAUGAUGAUGGCUGUGUGUUGCAGUGAGUUUGUUUGUUUCCAGGACUCCUCUGUGUCCCUCUGAACAGUGUCUGUAUUUAACAUCCAUGUAAUGAUGUGGGAUACUAGAGAGAGAGACAAUUAGUGCCAAAACUUCUGCCUGUUUCUGAUCAGUGUUAAUAGCUGAGAAAAGAGUGAAUGUAAUAAACAGUAUGACUGGAUGAAAGUUGUAAAUAUAGAGAAUGAAACGCACUCAAGGUAGUGAAGAGCCUUUAUUUUCAUUCAUGCAAACAUUUCUAUAAAGUAUCACACUCAGAUAUUUUCCAGUUGCAUUUAGAAGAACUAGAGUGCUGGUCUCCUUUAUUUAUUUAUUUUCAUCCAACACAGAAGCAGCACAGAGCAGAGCUGCCUCAUAUUCUUAGUUUCCCCACAGUUUCUUGCGAAUUUUAUGAAUUUUUCAGCGAUAAGAGGAUCUCCUGUCACAGCUGGGCUACAGCACAGUUUAUACAUUAUGAAGAAAACAGGCCUCAGUGUUGAAGCCAUAAAGUGCACUACAUUAUGUAGGUGAUGGUUUGAAUGGAGCCUAAUGUUGGUGCUGUUUGAAGAAUGGUAGGAUGCCAUUUGGGAGCUAACCUCAUUACUGUAUGCAUGUCCCGCUGUGCUGAUGGUGCCAUAUUGCCUGAGGCCUCUCUCCACACACUGUGUCUAUCUCUCAGUGGGCUGCUGCUGGGUUUCAAGGUGUUUUUAGUUAUUUUUGGUUGGAUGUGUCAUUAAAGGACAUAAAACGUCUCUUUCUCUCUCUUUCUCUCUCUCAAGCUACUUAAAGGUGCCCUGUUAAGUUUACAUUCACUGUUCCUCACCAAAUUAACUUUAAAUCCUGCAUUG